Astyanax mexicanus (Mexican tetra) is the source of this 2006-nucleotide messenger RNA. It is a transcript of the gene kin, whose product is annotated as Kin17 DNA and RNA binding protein. The transcript is spliced from 11 exons. The coding region runs from base 130 to 1299 and encodes 389 amino acids. Gene Ontology annotation, biological process: DNA damage response; DNA replication. NCBI's taxonomy places the organism in Eukaryota, Metazoa, Chordata, Actinopteri, Characiformes, Acestrorhamphidae. The record is from RefSeq and is a predicted model, not a curated record. Gene Ontology annotation, molecular function: double-stranded DNA binding. Gene Ontology annotation, cellular component: nucleus.
CACACAAACACGAAGCGGCGAGGCAGAAGAACAGAACAGAAACGCAGGAACGGGGCUCUGGAACUGUUAACUAGUUUAGUUUAAUAGUAAAUUAACGCUUUGUUUAUAGGUGUGUAGUCAGGGUUGAACAUGGGAAAGGCGGAUUUCCUGAGCCCUAAAGCGAUAGGGAACCGAAUUAAAGCUAAAGGGCUGCAGAAGCUGCGCUGGUACUGUCAGAUGUGCCAGAAACAGUGUCGAGAUGAAAAUGGAUUUAAAUGCCACUGCAUGUCCGAGUCCCACCAGAGACAGCUGCUGCUCGCCUCUGAGGAUCCCAACCAGUUCAUGAGCUACUUCUCAGAGGAGUUUAAGAGUGACUUUCUGGAGCUGCUGAGAAGACGUUUUGGGACGAAGAGAGUCCACAACAACAUUGUAUAUAAUGAGUACAUUAGUCACCGGGAACACGUUCACAUGAACUCCACUCAGUGGGAGACCCUUACAGAUUUCACCAAAUGGUUGGGGAGAGAAGGGUUUUGUAAAGUGGACGAGACCCCGAAAGGCUGGUAUAUUCAGUACAUCGACCGGGACCCGGAGACCAUUCGCAGACAGGAGGAGCUGGAGAAGAAGAAGAAGCAGGAUCUGGACGAUGAAGAGCGCAGCGCCAAGUUUAUCGAAGAGCAAGUGCGGCGAGGCAGAGAGGGCAAAGAGCCAGAGGAAGAGCCGGUGUUCACUGAGCUGAAGAGAGAGAGCGAGGAGGAGAAGGUGGCCUUCAACCUAGGUGGCAGCAGCUCCUCCUCCUUAGGUCCCUCUAAACCAAGUUCAUCACUGGGUCCAAGUGCCCUUAAAGCGGCAGCUGCCUCUGUUAAGAGGAAAGACCCCUCCCACAGCUCCGACUCCAAAGACAAGAAGAAGAAAUCAGCUCUGGAUGAGAUCAUGGAGAUGGAGGAGCAGAAGAAGAAGUCAGUGAGGUCGGAUAACUGGUUACGGCCAGACAUCGUGGUUAAAGUCAUCACCAAGAGACUGGGAGACAAAUACCACAAGAAGAAAGCAGUCAUUCGGGAGGUGCAAAAUAAAUACACAGCUGUGGUGAAGAUGGUCGACUCAGGGGACAAACUCAAACUGGACCAAAGUCAUGUGGAGACGAUCAUCCCGGCACCAGGUAAGCGAGUGAUAAUUCUAAAUGGACAGUAUCGGGAUGCAGAGGCCAUUCUGGAAGGUAUAAACGAGAAAAAAUUCUCUGGCACCCUUCUAUUAGAUUCGGGUCCUAUGAAAGGAAAGAGAGUGGAGGGGAUUCCAUAUGAAGAUUUCUCCAAGAUGGCCUGAGGUGAAGUCAGUCUACUGUACAGCGGUGCUCAUUAAUCCUGGGACGCCUCUACUGUGUCAGAGCAUUCUUCAGGGAUCUUCUUUUUCUUUUAUUCUUCUCUUAAAUUUUCAUCUUAUUUGGUAAUAACAAUUAAAAUGGUGUACAGUCCUUUAAUUUGUACUGUAAGAACAAUAUACGCUGUAAUUACAUUAAUUUUGAUGGUCAAUCGCAUAUAAAGCACUGUAUAUGCCAGCUGGCAUUAUCCAUUCCAGUAUCCAUUUAAACUUUAAACUAUUUUUUUCUAUGGACAAAAACACUUUUUAUUUUCCUGAAAAAUUUCUCCUGAUUAUAACUCUUCCUCUUUUGUUCCAUCAAACACACACACAUGUACACCCACACACACACGCGCACACACAUUUAUACACACACUCAGACAGGGGGAAGGAAGCUGUCAAGGUUAGGGACGAUGUAGCUGCUGUAGUGGCCGUCAAUGAAGCCUUUCCCGCUGUUGUGGACGAACCAGCAGUACACAUCUGACCCGUGCUUCUUAUCAAACCGGUAGUCCUUCUGCCAGCCCCUGUGUGACACACACACACAAUACAAUCUUAGGACUCUUAUGACAGUCUGACAUGAGUUGUGUUGCAGUGUAUGUGCUUAAUAAAGAGGAAAGUGUAUAAAUCAUUCAUAUUACGUGGGUAAAUAAAGUAUGUGAGAUUUAUACAACAGA